This is a messenger RNA of Mya arenaria, 2444 nucleotides long. RefSeq lists its product as uncharacterized. Gene Ontology annotation, biological process: iron ion transport. Gene Ontology annotation, cellular component: plasma membrane. NCBI's taxonomy places the organism in Eukaryota, Metazoa, Mollusca, Bivalvia, Myida, Myidae. The record is from RefSeq and is a predicted model, not a curated record. Gene Ontology annotation, molecular function: copper ion binding; oxidoreductase activity. Bases 86 to 2239 code for a protein of 717 amino acids. The transcript has 4 exons.
CACAAAAGCUACUGAGACGGAGCAUAGUUGAAAGCAUAUCGACAUACAUUUAGCGAACUUAACAAUUUUAGUUCAGUUUAUAGACAUGCAUUGGUUCAAGGAAAUACUUAUAUUUAUUUUAAUUUCAAUUACAAUGCGGUAUAGCAGUGGUAAACAAUGUAAUAUUAACUCAUUGACUUGCGAGUUUUGGCUGGACAUUGGGCACUGGAUCCCUAUGCGAAUAGGCUUUCAAAAGAAGCUGUAUGUAAACGAGACGGACGGUAAACUGUACCAGUAUGGUGAUUCUUCAAAAAAAACUUUUUCUCCUGAUGCCGUCAUUUUGGGAGACGGCUCCGACCAUGAACGCGCUUUGAUCGUUGUAAAUAAGACGUUGCCUGGACCAGAACUAACUGUCUACGAAGGGCAAACAAUUAUUGUUCAUGUGAAGAACAACCUUCUCGGGGUGGAAACAUCCAUCCAUUGGCAUGGUGUGGAGAUGCGAGGAACACCCUGGAUGGACGGUGCGGCGUUUGUGACGCAGUGUCCGAUACUGCCCGGCCAGACGUUUACGUACAAGUUCAAUGCUUCCAAAAGUGGAACGUAUUUCUACGAAGGACACAAUAGCGGGUUACAGAAAUUCAUGGGUCUUUAUGGAGCCUUUAUAGUGAAGAAAAAAGAUCAAUCGUUGGGCAGAGAAUACACGAUGCUUAUUCAGGACUACAAUAAUCGUUUUGCCGAUGCAGAUAUAAUGACUCAAGUGAAGGAAUACGUCUUCUACCCCGGUGGAAAGAAAUUCAUUCCUGUUCAAACCGUUGAUGGAUCAUUUACGACUUUUGUGGAAACCACUUCAACUCUGGUAAAUGGGCGUGGUCGCGUUAUUGCUGACAAUGGUAUUCAAAGUACGCACACUCCAUGGACUGUGUUCAGUGUUACUUCGGGUGAGAAAUAUCGUUUCAGAAUGAUAAACACUGGUUUUGUGGUGCAAUAUAUGGUUUCUAUUGACAACCAUAAACUCACCGUCGUAGCUAUUGACGGACAUGACAUUGAACCAUUUACAACAGAUUUCAUUAUAAUUCACACUGGUGAAAGAUUUGACUUUACCAUUGAUGCAACUGAAAAAGUCGGCAAUUACUGGAUUCGUGUUGAAACCCUGAGAAAUUACAGAAAAAUACCGGGAUACGGUGUCCUGAGGUACAAUGGGGCUCCUAAUGCAGAACCAUCGACAAAGAAACGACAAUGUACAAAUGCGGAUCCGUGUGUAGUACUGAACUGUCCAUUUGCUUCGCAUACAGGGUGGGAAUGUCAUUCGGUAGAUACAAUGAAAAUACCGAAAAAUGAAGUGGCUCCAGUUCCUACGUCGCAUGACGGUCCUUUCAAAGAUUUUUUCUUGAACUUUGGCUGGAUGUAUUUAAAUAAUGGGGAAGCGGCAGGUCAUAUCAAUGGUAUUCAAAAUAAACUUCCGUCAGUAUCAGCUCUUACGCAGCCUAGAGAAGUUAUCCCCUGCCAAAGAAAUGAUGGAUGUGGUCCCGAAGAAAAAUGCACGUGUACACACGUUAUUGAUGUAAAGCACAAUGACAUCGUUCAACUAACACUUUUAAAUAUCGGAGACUUUCCUAUUAUCCAUUCUCCCGUGCAUUUGCAUGGAAACAGUUUUCGUGUAUUAAAAGUCGGUUACCGGCCUACGGAUGAGAGCUUCAUCAAGAAGGGGGAUAAUAAAGACAUUCACUGUAACGUUCCUGCUAAUAAAACACGUGCGCUAUGUAAUUCUGUUUCCUGGACUGACCUCACCUGGAGGCAUGGUAAUAUACCUGGAAUUGACCUGGAGCGGGCACCCUUUAAGGACACGAUUACUGUUCCUGCUGGUGGGUAUGUUGUCAUCAGGUUUAGGGCCGAUAACCCGGGCGUGUGGGUGCUUCGAGACACAGAGAUGCAUGGAGCUUUAAUGGGUGCGGAAUUAUUACUAAACAGCUCGUUUCCGCAACAGCCAACCCCACCUGAUUGGUUCCCACAGUGUAGAAGUUUCCCGCCACCGAACUGGAUGUCAAAUAUGAAGGAACAAACAGCAGCAGCAACAUCAAAACAUUCUUAUUCUACCAUGAUAGGUGUAUCAGCAACCACAGAGGAACGCGUGUUCACAGAAGGGGAGUUUUGGGGAAUGUUUUCAGCCCUUAUUUGUGUGAUUAUACUGCAGUUGUUUCUUUCAUUCCUAUGUGUGGCAAGACGAAUACACAGAUUCAAAAGUAUCGUUGACUUGUAUUAAUAAAAGAACGCCAUGUUCAAACCUUUCCUCAUAACUCUCGUAUUUCGUUCAUGUGCCAUUUUAUAUUUAAAGCUUUGUUUUCAUUUUACAUAAUGUUUACCUUAUGCAUGCUGGUUAUAAUUAAUUUGUUUUAUUAAUAGACAUGUAAACAUAUAUUAUGUUUUGUGAAUUGUUCAUAAAAUAAUAAAAAAAUGUUAAAAAACAA